This is a messenger RNA of Apodemus sylvaticus (European woodmouse), 1883 nucleotides long. It is a transcript of the gene Dync2i2, whose product is annotated as dynein 2 intermediate chain 2. Gene Ontology annotation, cellular component: cytoplasmic dynein complex; ciliary plasm. Gene Ontology annotation, molecular function: dynein light chain binding; dynein heavy chain binding. The transcript has 11 exons. Bases 208 to 1818 code for a protein of 536 amino acids. Gene Ontology annotation, biological process: intraciliary transport. The record is from RefSeq and is a predicted model, not a curated record. NCBI's taxonomy places the organism in Eukaryota, Metazoa, Chordata, Mammalia, Rodentia, Muridae.
GAAUGUAAAGCGAGGAAAGUGUUAGCGUGGGGCGAUUCUGGGUGCGGCCAGCUGCGCUUCAGAUAAGGAGCACCCGGGCUCAGAGCUAGAAGCUGGAAAGCGACUCCCCCCACUCCGCUUCAAACACGGAUUUCUCGGCAUAGGGCAAGUCAAUGUCCAGACUCGGAGGUAAUAAACAAGUAUGGAGAGUGUGGUUCAACAGUGAGCAUGUGCCCACCCAUUAAACAGCACCAGAAAAAUAAGAGGAACGGCGGCGGCAGCAGCGGCGGCUGGGCAGAUGAGAUGGCUUGGCAGGGCCUUAAAGACGAUGCUGUGACCAGUUCAAAAACGGCGCCGACAGCUUCACUUCCUCUUUUCGGACUUCCGUUUGUGGGGGUAAAGCCCGCUAAGAAAAGUUGCCAGACAGCAGGCAUUGCCACAGCUGAGGCGUCUUCCCAGGCCCGCACACAUGCAGAUGCCCAGGUGCAGACGGAGGCUCCUGAGGAGCCAGCGGCUAUGGCUCCUGUUUCCCAGCACGACACGCCCAGGCUCGCAGCCUUUCUCCGGAGGGUGGAGGCCAUGGUCAUCCGAGAGCUGAACAACAACCAGCAGAGCCAUGCCUUCGAUGGCUAUGAGGUGAACUGGACUGAGCAGCAGCGGACGGUUUCCUGUCUGCACACCUUGGUCUACCCCCUAGCCCAAGGGCAGGGUCUGCAUGUGACCGGCAUUUCCUGGAACGCCACAGGCUCUGUGCUGGCCUGUGCCUAUGGUCGGCUGGAUGAUGGAGACUGGAGUACACUCAAGUCCUAUGUGUGUACCUGGAACCUGGACCGCCAAGGCCUGAACCCCCAGCAGCCAUCGGUAGUGGUGGAGGUGCCAAGUGCGGUCAUGUGCCUGGCCUUUCAUCCCACACAGCCCUCACACAUUGCUGGGGGGCUGUAUAGUGGCGAGGUGCUGGUGUGGGACAUGAGCCGGCCCGAGGACCCACUGCUUUGGCGGACAGGUCUGACGGAUGACACUCAUACAGACCCAGUGUAUCAGGUGCUAUGGUUGCCUGAACCCCGGCAUAGCCACCGCUUCCAGGUCCUGAGCGCGGCCACAGACGGGAGGGUGCUGCUCUGGAGAGGCAGUGGGGCCGGUCAGCUGCGGCUCUCCAAGGGCUUUGCCCUGGCCGUGCAGCAGCUGCCUCGGAGCACCAAGCUGAAGAAGCCACCCCGUGGAGAGACUGAGGUGGGGGUGACAUCAGUGGCCUUCUCCAGCUUUGACUCCAGCCUUUUCGUUCUGGGCACAGAAGGUGGCUUCCCCCUCAAGUGUUCCCUGGCGUCAGAGGCAGCGGCUCUCACUCGGAUGCCCAGCUCUGUGCCUCUUAGGGCCCCGGUGCAGUUCACCUUCUCUCCCCAUGGUGGCCCUGUGUACUCUGUGAGCUGUUCCCCUUUUCACAGGAACCUCUUCCUGAGUGCUGGGACCGAUGGCCAUGUCCACCUGUACUCCAUGCUGCAGGCUCAGCCUCUCACCUCAUUGCAGCUCUCUCACAAGUACCUGUUUGCUGUGCGCUGGUCCCCUGUGCGUCCCUUGGUUUUUGCUGCUGCUUCUGGGGAAGGUGAUGUACAACUGUUUGACCUCCAGAAAAGCUCACAGAAACCCACAGUUUCCAUAACGCAAACCCAGGAUGGAAGUCCUGUCUACUGCCUUGAGUUUAACAGCCAGCAGACGCAGCUCUUGGCUGCUGGUGAUGCUAAGGGCAUGGUCAAAGUGUGGCAGCUGAGCACAGCCUUCACAGAACAAGGGCCCCGGGAGGCAGAGGACUUGGACCAGCUAGAAGCAGAAAUCGCUACCUGAGAGCCACAAGGAGCAUGGUGGGGUGUGUGCUACAUAAGCUAGAUAAAGAGGAACAAAGCCUGUAA